Molecule: messenger RNA, 938 nt
Organism: Hordeum vulgare subsp. vulgare (domesticated barley)
Lineage: Eukaryota; Viridiplantae; Streptophyta; Magnoliopsida; Poales; Poaceae
Product: eukaryotic translation initiation factor 2 subunit beta-like
Exons: 7
Coding region: 78-713 (211 amino acids)
Biological process (GO): formation of cytoplasmic translation initiation complex; formation of translation preinitiation complex; translational initiation
Cellular component (GO): eukaryotic translation initiation factor 2 complex
Molecular function (GO): translation initiation factor activity; translation initiation factor binding; mRNA binding
Source: RefSeq, a predicted model, not a curated record
GCAAUCAGAACCCACGAGAUCGAUCGACUUGACGACAGAGAAACCACACCCAACGUCGAUGGCCGCCGCGCGCAGCCAUGGCGGAGCAGGAGCACGCGGGGAGGACGUCGGAGGGGGCUACCUUGUCUUUCGACGGAUCCGAGGUUGAGCUUGGCGCACCUGUUGCUGACAUGGGAGAUGGACGGGACAUUCUUCUAGAUCAUCAAGCUUUAGAGGAGGAAGAAGGCAUUGUGAUUGGAGGGGGAGCUGACGGUGACUAUCAAGAGCUACUGGACAGAGUGUUCAACAUCCUCGCUGGAAACAAUCCAGAUCUCGCUGUGAAGAGAGGAAGAAUGGUUAUGUGCCCUCCUAAGAUUCUUAGGGAGGGCACGAGGAAGACGGUGUUCGUGAACUUCAUGGAGUCGUGUAAAACAUUGCGUAGGGAGCCUAAUCACGUGAUGGAUUUCUUCCUCUCUGAGAUGGCAACAAGCGGUUCAAUCGAUGGGCAGCACAGGUUGGUUAUCAAAGGAAGAUUUGCUCCUAAAUCAUUUGAGUCUAUCCUCAGGAGAUACAUCAAUGCUUAUGUCAUCUGCAAUGGAUGUAAGGGCCAUGAUACCACUAUGACCAAGGAAAACCGCCUCCUCUUCCUUCGCUGCGAGCAGUGUGGGUCUUCAAGGUCCGUCGAUCGAAUCAAGGCUGGAUAUAUUGCACAUGUUGGUCGUCGCAACGCCUGAACAUUGUUCAAAACUCUAGAUCGUCUACCUCAUUAUACCCAUGUGUAGACAUGUGUUUUCUUUUUUCCUUUUUGCAUCGCAAGUGAGUUUCGGAUUAACAGGGUUGUGACGCGACCCCAGAUGGAAUCAUGAUUAUUUUUCUAGGUUUGAAAGAUUGUACUAUGUGAGGUGAGCAUGUCAUGGGGACAAGUUAUAGUACUAUCUACCAAUCCAAAAUGACAGAUG